GAACCGGUGGAGCAGAGGAAGGCUCCUGGGUCAAUCCAAGGGAACUCCCCUGGGCUCCCGAGUUUCGGCAUUUUGCUGGCCGGCCGAUCCACCACGCCGACAGUGUCAAGAACCUCGGUGUGGCCUUCGGGAUGCUCCAAGGAAGCAUUCUUCCAAGGGACGCCCGGGCUAUCACCGGCUUGACCGAGGACAUUACGGCCGAGAUAGCUCAGGCCCUCUUCAAUGCUGGAGCUCGGGCAUUGGCUAUCAAUGACCGAUGCAAAAAGCAGGAAGAGGAGAACGACAAGCUUGCUCGGGAGCUGGCUCAGAAGGAGGAAGACCUCAAGCUGGCUCGGGAGACUUGCGAUCUUUACCUGGCGGUCUUCCAAAGAUGCGACAGGGAGAGAGUGGAGGCAGAGGCCAGAGCCGCCAAGGCCGAGGAGGAUGCCAAUACACUGCGAGUCACCCGGGCCACAGAGGUUGACUUUGCGAGGAAGAGGGGCUAUGAUGAAGGUUGGGAUGCAGCCGGAGUAGAAUACAAGAAAUAGGUUCGGGAAAUUGAGGCUGAGCUGCA
Rhododendron vialii is the source of this 553-nucleotide messenger RNA. RefSeq lists its product as uncharacterized. Lineage: Eukaryota; Viridiplantae; Streptophyta; Magnoliopsida; Ericales; Ericaceae. The record is from RefSeq and is a predicted model, not a curated record. The transcript is spliced from 2 exons. Bases 132 to 527 code for a protein of 131 amino acids.